CUCUCUUUCCCUCUCCCUCUCUCACCUUCACACUCAUUGGGAGAGAGGACAAAUCAAAUCAAACCAAACCAAACCAAACCAAAGUCAAAGGUUUUGGUUUCAUAUGGGUUCUUCCGACCACGAAAAAGAUUCAUCUAACUUUUCCUCCGGAAAAUCCAUGGACCACCCACCACCGCAACCAACCCCCGCAUACCCCACCCAUGCACCACCGCCAAUGUAUUACCCGAAUCCUCAUGGAUACCCCCCGCCAUACCCUAAUGCAUACCCACCCGGUUACCAUUACCCUGCACCCGCCCCUUACUACGGUCCCCCUCCCACCUACGAAAGAAGACAUUCCUCAUCGUGUUGUGCUCGCUGUUGCAGAAGCUUCAUCACCUGCUGCUUGCUCAUGCUCACGCUCUUUUUCCUCAUGAGCCUCCUUCUAGCUCUGGCGCUACACCCACAACUACCUGACUACAAGGUUGUCUCCUUCUCUGUCACAAACUUCACAACCCAACCAACCCUAGGUGGUCAAUGGGACACCAAAAUCGCCAUCGAAAACCCUAACGACAAACUCGUCGCUUAUUUCUCCGACUUUAAGAUUGACAUGUCGUACAAGGAGGGCGUGGUGGCGGUCGAUCGUGCGCCCGCACUUGCGUUGCAUACCAAGUCUCAAGCUGAGGUGGUCAUAAGGGGUUUGCUCCACCAAGGGAACGGGAAUUUAUUGGACCCGAACCUGAUGAAUGAUUUGGUCAAAGAACGAAGCACCGAUUCCGUUACGUUCAGUUUGAGGAUGUCUUCCAUGUUGAUUCUUAAGUCUGGUACGUUAACCACCAAGAGUGAAGAGCUUAUUGCAGUUUGUCAUGGGUUGAAGGUGAAGUUUCAAAACAAUGGUGCCACUUACGGAGAAUUGGAGAACAGCGCUAAACCUGUUCCAUGCAUGUUAUAUAUUUGAAGUGGGUCAUGAUGAACCUAUAAAUAGCCUUUUUUGCAACACUACCGGUGGAUUAAUUAGGGUGAGAUUAAUAAAUAUAAUUCGGUAAUGAGUUUGUUCCUGCUAUGUAGUAGUUGCCAAAAUACUCGCUAACAUAAUGUAAAUUUUUUAAUUCACCUUCAAUUACCAUGCAAAUUUACGAUCUCUGCAUCGGUUUCAUUUUCUCACAAUUUUUUACAAUGUCCAAUGAUGAUGAAACUGAA
This is a messenger RNA of Vigna unguiculata (cowpea), 1176 nucleotides long. RefSeq lists its product as uncharacterized. Gene Ontology annotation, biological process: defense response to other organism. Gene Ontology annotation, cellular component: plasma membrane. The record is from RefSeq and is a predicted model, not a curated record. Lineage: Eukaryota; Viridiplantae; Streptophyta; Magnoliopsida; Fabales; Fabaceae.